Messenger RNA from Ostrinia nubilalis (European corn borer), 828 nucleotides. RefSeq lists its product as uncharacterized. NCBI's taxonomy places the organism in Eukaryota, Metazoa, Arthropoda, Insecta, Lepidoptera, Crambidae. The record is from RefSeq and is a predicted model, not a curated record. The transcript has 5 exons. The annotation marks the transcript as partial.
AUGUCCUGCCCGUUGCCUCUUCAGCUCUCUUAUUCGUCGCUUCUUAAGAGGGAGAGAGAAAGAAACAGGAGGGAGAGAGAGAGAGAGAGAAACAGGAGGGAGAGAGAGAGAGAGAAACAGGAGGGAGAGAGUGAGAGAGAAACAGGAGAGAGAAACAGGAGGGAGAGAGUGGAGGGAGAGAGGAGAGACGCGUCUAUCCGCUUGCGACUCAUUCUCUUGGGCGCGUCGCACUUGGCGCCCGACGUCUCGAGCGGGUGCUUGCGCAAGUACGCGGCCAGCCAGCGCAGUGCGCAGUCGCAGGAGGACGGCGCGGCCGCCGGCAGCGGAGAGAGAGAGAGAGGAGAGAGGGAGGAGGGAGAAAGGAGAGAAGGAGAGAGAGAGAGGAGGGAGAGAGAGAGGAGGGGAGAGAGAGAGGGAGAGAGAAAGGAGAGAGAGAGAGAUAGAGAAAGGAGAGAUAGAGGAGGGAGAGAGGAAGAGAGAAAGAAGAGAGGGAGAGAGAGAGAGAGAAACAGGAGGGAGAGAGAGAGAGACAGAAACAGGAGGGAUAGAGUGAGAGAGAGAAACAGGAGGGAGAGAAGGAGAGAGAGAGGAGAGAGAGAGGAGGGAGAGAGAGAGAGAGAGGAGGGAGAGGAGGGAGAGAGAGAGAGAGAAAUAGGAGGGAGAGAGAGAGAGAGAGAAAUAGGAGGGAGAGAGAGACAGAGAAACCGGAGGGAGAGAGAGAGAGAGAAACAGGAGGGAGAGAGAGAGAGAGAGAGAAACAGGAGGGAGAGAAGAGAGAGAGAGAGAAACAGGAGGGAGAGAGAGAGAAACAGGAGGGAGAGAGAGAGA